This is a messenger RNA of Rana temporaria (common frog), 1997 nucleotides long. RefSeq names its product zinc finger protein OZF-like. Gene Ontology annotation, biological process: regulation of cytokine production; regulation of immune system process; negative regulation of transcription by RNA polymerase II. Bases 90 to 1601 code for a protein of 503 amino acids. The record is from RefSeq and is a predicted model, not a curated record. Lineage: Eukaryota; Metazoa; Chordata; Amphibia; Anura; Ranidae. The transcript is spliced from 3 exons.
CACAAGAAGAUUACACCAUCCCUCACCAUCAUCAGGAUAAACUGACUGAUGUGAAAGUUGAGAUUAAAGAUGAAGGAGAAGAGACGUCAAUGGGCGAAGACUGGCAGUCCACAGAGGAGGUUGGAAUGGUCGUUGCAAUUAAAGAAGAGGAACCUUCUCAAGAUAUCCGCACAGAUGGACAUGAUGCUCUGAAUACCUCUCCAGAAAAUCCGAUGUCCUCUCUGGAUUAUAAAAUGGAAGAGGAUGGGGUCUCAGAAUAUUCUCCGAGAGUAAACUCCACAGCUACAAAUAUACAAAACCGUGACUACAGUGCAGAUAGAUCACCAGAUCCCUCCAAUCUUGAGGAAUCUUCUUCUUCUGAUGAUUCAGAUACCAGUAAACCUCGAGAGAAGAGCCGAUUUCCUUGUCCUGAAUGUGAGAAAUGUUUUAGUGAGAAGUCCCGUCUUGUUGAACAUCAGAGGACGCACGCCCGCGAUAUACUUUAUUCAGAAGGUGAAAAGACUUCUACUCACGAAUCAGCACAGGUCGUACCUCAACCACAUCGCCACAGAAGGUGGCCCUACUCGUGUUCGGAGUGCGGGAAAUCUUUGAAAACAAAAUGUGAACUUCGCCUACACCAGAGAACCCACACCGGCGAGGAGAUCUUCUCCUGCACCGAGUGCGAUAAAUCCUUCACGGCAAAGUCCCAACUGAAAAAACACCAGAAAUAUCACACCGGGGAGAAGCCCUUCUCGUGUCCCCAGUGCAAAAAAUCAUUUAUGGAAAAAUCGCAGUUUGUGGCGCACCAGAAAUCUCACAGCGGAGAGAAGCCCUUCUCCUGUAACGAGUGCGGGAAAUCGUUUGCAGCCAAAUCGCAUCUUGUUAGGCACCAGAAAUAUCAUGCCAAUGAAAAGCCGUUUCCGUGUUCCGAGUGUGAGAUGUCCUUCACAACAGUAUCGGGUCUCGUUAAACACCAGAGAGUCCACACCGGUGAGAAGCCCUUUUCGUGUUCCCAGUGCAGCCGAUGUUUUUCCCAAAAAGAAAACUUCAUUACCCAUCUGAAGCGGCACUCUGGCGAGAUGCCCUUCAGUUGUUCGGAGUGCGGGAAAUGUUUCAGCUCAAAUGGGCACCUUAUUACACACCAGAGAACCCACACGGGCGAGCGUCCUUUCUCGUGUUCUGUGUGCAGGAGGAGCUUCACUCAGAAAAUUAACCUUCUUAGGCAUGAGAUGCGUCACAAGGGCGAGCGCCCCUUCUCCUGUUCAGAGUGCGGGAAAAGUUUCAUCGACAAAGCAUACCUGCUCUUACACCAGAGAAACCACACAGGGGAACGUCCUUUUGCAUGCUCCGAGUGUGAGAAGAGUUUUACGCGGAAGGGUCACCUACUUAAACACCAGAGAAGUCACACAAACGUGCGUCCUUUUUCGUGUUCGUUGUGUGGAAAAAGCUACACCGAGAAAGGACACUUUCUUACACACCAGAGGACCCACACAGGCGAGCGCCCUUUUUCCUGUCCGGAGUGCGGGAAAUGUUUCGCCAGUAAGGGAUACCUUCUUGCACACCAAAAAAGACACACUGUGAAGAGCCCUUUUCAGUCUCAGUGUGCGGAAAGUGUUUCAUAGGGAUGAAAUAUCUUCAUGUGCUGGAUGGGAUUGUGACGAAACGCGUCGACAGGUGUGGGAAGUGGUCAUACUUUGCCAUGGGUGCCCCCAAAGACCCUACAAAGUGCAAGAGAACUUUUCAGUAGAUAUGAAUGCAAUAAGUAAAGGGUUCUAUGUUCUAGGAAACAUCUAGAAAUAUUAUAAAAGAAGAGACAGCUCUGCGAUCCUGUGAGGUUAAUCUUCACACCAGUGGUCCUCUCAUAGCCUCUGCAAGACAAUUCUGUAGGUGUGAUCGAAGGAGCCGGUACCUCAAAGUAUGGCAGUUAGACAAUUUUUAUCGCGAUGGCGAACGUUGGCACCCCUAGAUGUUUUGGAUCUACAUUUCCCAUGAUGCUCAAUUACACUGCAGAAUGCAUG